Molecule: messenger RNA, 1654 nt
Organism: Pyrus x bretschneideri (Chinese white pear)
Lineage: Eukaryota; Viridiplantae; Streptophyta; Magnoliopsida; Rosales; Rosaceae
Product: UDP-galactose/UDP-glucose transporter 2
Exons: 7
Coding region: 468-1535 (355 amino acids)
Biological process (GO): transmembrane transport
Cellular component (GO): endoplasmic reticulum membrane; Golgi membrane
Molecular function (GO): transmembrane transporter activity
Source: RefSeq, a predicted model, not a curated record
AACAAAAACAACAAUCCCCUUUCUCUCUCUCUCAUUCUCUGCCAAGUUGCCGACUCGGAGAGGCAAAGAGUGCAAUACAAAGAGCUCCGACCCUGAGUCUAUACAAACUCUCUCUCUCUCUCUCACUGUCUGGAUUUUCCUUGUAUGACAUCAUUCUUUACAAGUAAAUAAUAAAUACUUACCGUAAUCAACCCGAUACCAAUUUCCUUAUAUAUAAAUAUAUAUAUUCAUAUACACAAAUCAGUUUCCUCUCUCCUUCUUUUCUUUGUGUUGGGAUAAUCAACAUGCAAGUGCAUCACCAACUGUAAUGAAUUCCAUAUAUUCCCGCAUUGGGUUUUGGUAAAAAUACACCAUUUUUGUCUCCCCAAUUUCUCCUAUAUUUUGAAAUUUCUGGGCGUUUUAUUGGGUACCCAAUACCCGAUACAGCCAGUACGCAGCUGGGUCGGUGAGAAAACCGAUUGAAAUCGAUGAAGAACGAAGAGCAAGCUCGGUUCCUUUUUGGGAUUUCGCUCUCUGACAGACCCAAAUGGCAACAAUUCCUCCUUUGCUCUUCUGGGUUCUUCUUUGGCUACCUUGUUAAUGGUAUUUGCGAGGAAUAUGUGUAUAACAGGCUACAAUUCAGCUAUGGUUGGUACUUCACAUUUGUGCAAGGAUUUGUGUAUCUAUUUCUGAUUUACUUGCAAGGCUUCACCACCAAGCAAAUGGUGAAUCCGUGGAAGACUUAUGUGAAGCUUUCUGCUGUUCUUAUGGGGUCCCAUGGACUUACAAAAGGCUCCUUGGCUUUUCUCAACUAUCCGGCGCAGCUCAUGUUCAAAUCGACAAAGGUUCUGCCUGUGAUGGUAAUGGGAGCCUUCAUACCAGGUUUGAGACGAAAAUACCCACCUCACGAAUACGUUUCUGCACUCCUUUUGGUGGUUGGCUUGAUCCUAUUCACCUUAGCGGAUGCGCAAACAUCUCCAAACUUCAGCGUGAUUGGUGUUGUGAUGGUAUCGGGUGCUCUAAUCAUGGAUUCCUUUUUGGGUAACUUGCAAGAAGCUAUCUUUACCAUGAAUCCCGAAACCACACAGAUGGAGAUGCUGUUUUGCUCUACAGUGGUCGGUCUGCCAUUGUUGAUUCCACCAAUGCUUUUGACAGGGGAAUUAUUCAGAGCAUGGAGCUCAUGUUGGCAGCAUCCAUACGUGUAUGGCGUGUUAGUCUUCGAAGCCAUGGCCACAUUUAUCGGCCAAGUCUCCGUCCUUUCCCUCAUUGCUCUUUUUGGUGCCGCCACCACAGCCAUGAUCACAACGGCUAGAAAGGCCGUCACGUUACUGCUGUCAUAUUUGAUAUUCACGAAGCCAUUAACGGAAGAACACGGGACCGGACUUCUGCUCAUAGGUAUGGGGAUCACCCUGAAACUCUUGCCUGAAAAUCAACCAUGCCAGAGAGUUUCAACCUCAUCUUCCAAGACCAAGACUUCAAAGCCUGCUCCGACCGAAAACGAAAGAAUCCGACUAGAAAAUGCCGGAGAAAUUGAAGAAAAGAGUCAAUUGGUCUGAAAUAACAACCUGCUUCAUUUGGCUCCUCAUUUAUCAGCAGCUAUUUAGCAAAUGUUAAUUAUGCCAAAUAAGAACACUAACUAUGGAUUUUUAUUUUUUAUCUUCAUUUUACUUCUUUA